GGACGCUUGUUGUCCCCGGAAAUAAGAAAAUAACUGAAUGCUAUGCAACGCGGCUUGAGAAACCGAGAUCAUUGUUUUUGCUGCACAAACUUGCAAACUAUUAUCUACCGACGAAACCAGUAAUGCACCGAUUUGUUUCCUAAAUUUGUCCUCGGAGCCGGGGUUUUCACUGCAACGGUACAACACACUCACGUAACGGUAUUAACGUUACACGUGAUCAUGUAAACAUGGCGAGUUUACUGUCAUUUGCAAACAUGCACGUCUGGACUGUGCAUAACUGCAGAUGACUCUGUGUGUGUGUUGCCAUCCUGCAGCGGAUGCAUACUGCAUCAAGAGGAGAUCAUUAACAUUUAUUGACAGCUGCCGUCGACUUCCCGAGACACUGCGCGUCAACACCCGGCCGUGGACGUACACUUCCGACUAUCAGAUCGCCAAUCCCGGUACAGAGUUAUGGAGUGGCCAGAGGAUUUUCCUGAGGACCAUGCAUUUGUUGAGCUGGUGGUUCCUGGUCUCCCCAGUCAGCUGGACUUUGAGCAGCUGAUCAAAGACACUGAAGAGAAACUCAAACUCAAUGCCAACAGCAUUGAACAGCAGCUGGUGGCACUUCAAGUCAAAAUGGGAGACACCAGAAGUGGAGAUCGUCCACUCAGUCCAUCGGAGUGCCUGCAGUGGCUUAAUGUCAAAAUGCUCAACAAUGUCAAGCCUGUCAGCACGGGGCAUCAAGAGCUCCUGUCUUUCUUCAAUUGCCUGCAAAAUUACCUGAGGUCUGAAGAAGAUGGGAGAGAAGAGGCGACACUACAGCUGUUGCUUCAUUUCUCAUCCAAGUGUGGCAUCUGCUUCCCUUGCACCCCUUCUUCAUCCUCGCCUUCUUCUACUCAACUUGCUGCCUCUUCCUCACACUUGGUACAUCUAGUUAGAGAUGACUCUUCAUCAGAGAUCCAAGAAGCAUGGGAUGAUGUACGUCUUCAACUGCGCUGCCACUUACUGCAGCGUCUGUCCACUCGCUGCCCAGGGAGUCAUGGAGUUCCCACCUUGUCCAUCAUCGAACGGGUUCAAUGCCUGCAGCAGUUCUGCUUUCUGUACCCUGAAUGUGAAGUACUCACUCAUUACCAGGGCCAAAGAAGCAAGUCGAUGCUGGCUCUUCUUCACUCAGCCAUGCGCUCCAGUCCACCUGCUGUCACAGGCUUUGACAGAGUGGCCGCAGCAUUCCGCUCUGUGACCCCCGUUCUCACUCAGACACUCACCGAAGACCUCCACGUCCUUCCAAGAGUCGCAGAGCCACCCGCCAUCCUGGCCUUCCUAAAUGCAGCCUACCUCUGCCCUGUCGCCGGCGAACUGGCCUUGCUGGUGACUAAAGAAAGCGAGAGGGCCCUGAGGGACAACACCAUGCUCGGCAGCAAGACCAAGAAAUACUCGACUAAGUCUCGAGCAACAGUUGCACCGAUGGAGCUUCCUGUGAAAACCAGAAGCUUCAGUUUGACCUCCCACCAGUUGCGGGCGCUGACCCAGCUGGCACGCACACUGCUGGCGUUGGAGAGCGGCGUCAAGGAUAUGGUCACCAACAUGAUCUUCAUUAAUUGCACAGGAGAGGUGCCCUGUGUAAAAGGCAUCCUAAAAAAGGCUAAGGUGGACAUGGCAGCAGAUAACAAGAAAUCCGCAACGCAAACUGAGUCACUAGAAUUUGACUGGAGGUCAGCCUUUAGUGGUUUGGCCCCUCACAUGUCCCACUGUGUCAAAGUGGUGCUGGAUGAUGUUUGCACCAAGAGUUUUCAGUGGGAAGAAACGAUGCAUUCCUCAGGGCACUACUCAGUCUUGCUGGAAAAUACAAGUGGACACACGAGCGUCAAGAGCAGUGACAUAAAUGUCAGAGAAGACAACUUCUACGGCUACUCUGAGAGAGAUACUCCUAAGAUGAUAGCCAAGUUUUGUGGUGCAGUGGUUGAUGAGAUGGAUGCCUUACUACCCCUGGCAGCCGCCUGCAGGGACACCUCUCUUCUGGACGUUCGAUCAAGCUUCGUGGAGGCGUGUAGCCGGGCGGCGCUCGCCAUCCUUGCGCGUUUGGAGGAGAGAGCCCUAGAAGUACCAUCUUCUUUACCACUGAAGAACCUGCUGGCCUUGUUGGCCACUUGCAUUUAUGUGCUCCAGAGGCUGCAGCACUACCAGGCACGGCUGAAGGAUCCAGCAGCUACUUUAACCAAAGUGCACCUGAGCUUGCUGCCUGUCCAGAAGUACCAGGACACAGUUGAGGCCUUGAAAGAGCAACUGAGAUGCUACUGUGUGCAGGUGUGUCUCACCUGUGUCUUUCAAGAUGCAGAGAGUCACCACUGGGAUGACCCCAAGCCCUUCUAUGAGGGCGAGCGCUGUUCCUUCUCUGUGCAGAUGUGGUUCUACUUCCUGUGUGGUCUCCGUAGUGACCUGUGGGCUGUGCUGCCGCCACGGUUGGCCAAAGAGCUGCUGGGCCAGGUGCUGUCCGAGACCUUGCAGGUGCUGGUGCAAAGAUAUGCCAGGGCCCAGCCUUCGUAUCAAAGACAUCGGCAGAUCAGGUGCGACAUCACAGCCGUGUUGCUUUAUGUGGAGCAGCUGAUGUGGAGUGUGUGUGAAAGUCCCGAGGACUUGCUCUGCCGCAGCCCGUCUUCAGCAAUCGCCGUAAUAGCGGGUGGGUCCGACUGGCCCGACCAGAUCCACAGCCUAUGUGACCAACUCCUGACAGUCCUCGUCAUUGGCACAGCGCCGCUUUCCCUCUUGCACGGGACAUUUAUGAAUAAACACACAAAUGAGUCCACGGUACUGGAGUCAGAUUGGCCAUUGGUCCGCUGGUUAAAUGCUUUAGAACCUGAACUCUUCACAGAAGCAGCCAUACGAGAUGGCCUUAUGGGCCAGGAAGCAUCUGCAUGUCAGCUCAGGCUGCUGACCUCCGACCCUGGAAGCAAUCCCAGGUUGCUACUGCGAUUGCUGCUCCACAGAGAAUGUCACCUGCCCCGUGUUCUCCUGGAAAACUCUUAUUUUUGCCAGGAUAGCCACCAAGAAACAUCUCCCGAGCAUCGCCAGGCAGGUGAUUCCUUCGUUGAUGCACUUUUCAACAUUUAUACUUUCUUGAAUGACGUCCCCACGGCCUUGACUCAGGCCCUUGAACCAUACCUGGACUCUGCACAUGUAUGGGAGCAUCUCUACUCACUGCCAGAAACGUCACAAGCAGAGCCUGUCGUGAUCGGCUGUAUCCGAGUGAUGGUCACCAAGUCCACCAAUAGCCUCCUGACUCACCUAGUUUCCAUGGUGACAGAGGAGCCCAGUGGAGUCUUCGAGGCGAGAGAUGUUCCAGAAAGUGUUCUGGCUAAAGUUCCCAAGGAUUGGAAGUAUGCACCUGUGGAGAUGCAAGGGAAAGGUUCCUCCUCUUCAAAAACUUUCAUAUCCCUCGCCAUCCAAGCUAUGUCCUUCAUUUUCACCAACCUGCCAUUGUUGGUAGUGACUUUGCCCCUCCCCAUCCGCCAACUCUUCCAAGUGGCGGAGAAACACCUUUCCCAGCAUGCCCGGCAGCUGCGCUCUGUGGGCCUGCUGUUGUGGUCCCUGUUGAACUGCCUGAUCCAUAGACUGGGGGACCCGCACUCACUGGAGGAGAUCAGUGGACUGGCCUUGAACUGCCAGGCCAAGGACUGCCUGACUCUGCUGGCCGAGUGUCUGCAGGCUUCAAUGGGGAUUCAGCAGAAGGGUGUUCCCAAACCCACGGUACACAAAGUACUGCAGGCUCUGGAGGAGAAACGGCCAAAGUGGAUGAACAUGCAGCUGCACAAGGCCCGCAAACUCUGCACAGACAGUGUCCAUGAGGGCGGCGUGGCUGCAGACGAACUGACCGAGCAGAAAAUGGGCCUGAUGCUGCUGGAGGUGUGCCACAGAGCAGGGGGCUGCAACUACCUGAGGCACAUCCAUCACAUCAUCCAAGGCAAUGAGGACUUUCUGAUGUCUAAAUUAAAUGUGAGCACAGACUUGAACGCUGAUCCCCCUUACUCGGUCAACUUUGACCUUGGUCAUCAUGAGUACGCCAACAAGUUCAACCCACUGGAACACUUUGAUCGAAUUGGCAAGAGGAAACUAAAUCAGGCUGCUGUGGCUGAGUGGGCGUGGGACUGGACAAGGUUGCUGCCAGCGUAUCAAGACAUGUGUCAAGUCACCUUCAAAACUCUGUUGGCCAACAGGUGGGAGAUGCAGGACGGUGCAGAGCUGCAAAAAGAUGAGAAAACGACGGUGGAAGAACUCCGAAGAGCCUAUUUUGUUUGUCACUGCGGCGCAGGACUGCAGGAGUCUCGUGAAGCAGAUGAAAAGAUGGCGGAGCGGACCCAGGGGGGGUCCGAUAAAACUGCUGCCCAAUAACAGUCCAAGGAGUUGGAAUUUUUAUCAUGUUGUAAAUGUUUACUUGUAAUACACACUUGCGGCUCUGCAAGUGUUUGCGUACAGGAUGCUGCAGGGUUACACUAUAUGUGUCCGCAUUGUGUGACAGGAGAUCUCGAUUCUCCUGCAUCAGCCCGCACAUUUCUUUGUGGAGAACAUCUUCUCCAAUCAGUUCUGGGAAACAGAGAAGCCACAUUUGUUUGUCCAGGACGAGAUGGGACUCUGUGAUCAGUUUUUUUGUUUCUUUUCAGGGAGUGAGUGUGAUGUUGUCAGCAUCCUUUUUUUCUUGCUGUCUGGUAAAAAAGCAACAUAGAAUUACAGUUGAAUGAAGUUUGUUUUGAUUGUGUUGCAAUCCGUUCCAAAAUCUACCUCCCUCUGUAAUGUCAGUCAGUAUUUGUGCAUACUAGGAUAUAAAGUGUAUUCUAGGUAAUUAAAUAAUGUAUUUUUUAAACAUACUGCAUAAAUACUCUAGAUACAAUAAAUAAUGAGAUUAAA
This is a messenger RNA of Nerophis ophidion (straightnose pipefish), 4878 nucleotides long. Its product is annotated as KIAA0825 ortholog. The transcript has 24 exons. The coding region runs from base 451 to 4365 and encodes 1304 amino acids. The record is from RefSeq and is a predicted model, not a curated record. Lineage: Eukaryota; Metazoa; Chordata; Actinopteri; Syngnathiformes; Syngnathidae.